UCCCCAAACCCUACGCCUUCGUCUCUUUAGGUAAAACUCUGCGCUCCGAUUGGCCGCCCUUUCUUCCGCCGUCGCUAGGGCACACUUUCAUCCUGCACCUCAUUCCUCCGGCAGCAAGAUGGGUCGCGUACGCACCAAAACAGUGAAGAAAUCUUCCCGUCAAGUUAUUGAGCGCUACUACUCGCGCAUGACCCUCGACUUCCACACCAACAAGAAGAUUCUCGAAGAAGUUGCCAUUAUUCCUUCCAAGAGACUACGAAAUAAGAUUGCCGGAUUCUCCACCCACCUCAUGAAGCGAAUCCAGAAGGGACCGGUUCGCGGCAUAUCUCUGAAGCUCCAAGAGGAAGAGCGCGAGCGCCGAAUGGACUUCGUUCCAGAUGUCUCCGCCAUUAAAACCGAGCAAAUCGAAGUGGAUAAGGAGACUCUCGAUAUGCUUUCUGCGCUUGGAAUGAACGAUAUUCCUGGGCUUGUUCAGGUCGAUCCGACUGUGCCGCAGCAGGUUGGGUUUGGAUUAGGAGGUCGCGGUAGGAGGUAUUAAGAUUAUUGGCUAGGGUUUUUCUUCUUCUUCUUCUUCUUCUGAUUUUCUGUUGUGGCUCAAUACAAUUUUGUUUUUUAGUUUUGUUUAUGAGUAUUGUUACUUUCUGUCAAGCUAGAGAAUAUGAAAUUUUCAUAUUGAUUUCAAGUAACAUUCUUCAAUAGAGAGAUUUGGUUUCCAAUUUUUUUA
Molecule: messenger RNA, 724 nt
Organism: Cucumis melo (muskmelon)
Lineage: Eukaryota; Viridiplantae; Streptophyta; Magnoliopsida; Cucurbitales; Cucurbitaceae
Product: 40S ribosomal protein S17-like
Exons: 1
Coding region: 119-538 (139 amino acids)
Biological process (GO): translation
Cellular component (GO): ribosome
Molecular function (GO): structural constituent of ribosome
Source: RefSeq, a predicted model, not a curated record